Chrysemys picta bellii (western painted turtle) is the source of this 2959-nucleotide messenger RNA. Its product is annotated as C-type lectin domain family 1 member A-like. The record is from RefSeq and is a predicted model, not a curated record. Gene Ontology annotation, biological process: cellular response to molecule of fungal origin. Gene Ontology annotation, molecular function: (1->3)-beta-D-glucan binding. NCBI's taxonomy places the organism in Eukaryota, Metazoa, Chordata, Testudines, Emydidae.
CAUCACAGAGCAAAUCAUUUUCCUCUCUCAUUCAUGCUGACCCUCUGAUAGCAGGACAAACAAUUUCUGCCUCUCUCUGACUCCUCAGAGGAUUUGAUACAGGAGUGGAUGGGUACACCUCCUCAAGUUCUAUUCCCAGACUCCUGCUCACUGACCAGAGGACACCUCCACAGAUUGCCAAAAAGGAGGGUACCAAGUUUAUGGCAGAGAUCUCAGUAUUAACAAAGCAUCUGGUCCUGUCUGAAGAAACAAGAAAUGAGUGAGCAGGAAGUGACCUACACAGAACUGAAAUUUCACACUUCUGCUCAGCAGCAAAGGAGACAAACAGUGGAGAAGACCAAAAGCAAAGACACUCCAUCUCCUCGGUGGCAGCUCAUUGCACUGACUCUUGGGAUCUUCUGCCUGGUGCUGCUGGUAACGCUCGGGAUCCUGGGUGCUGAGGCAAACAGAUGGCAGGAAAAGUUCACCCAGCAGCAGGAAAUUCUGGAAAAUCUCACUCACCAGCAGGAAAUUCUGGAAAACCUCACCCAGAAGCUACAAGAAAUUCAGGAGAAAACCUCUCAGGAAAAGGAAGAUCUCCAGGCCAAGAAUGCAGAGCUUUCUAAGUCUUUGCAGUCCUUACAGUCAAAAGGAAACAAAUGCAGAAUCUGUUCAAAGGACGAAUGGAUGCAAAAUGGAGAGGACUGUUACUACUUCUCUACUAAAAUAAAAACUUGGUUUGAAUGUAAAGAGUAUUGCUCUUCCCUGGGCUCCAGACUGCUGAAGAUAGACAGCAAGGAGGAGCUGGUCUCCCUAAAAAAACUGAAUUAUUCCUCUUACUGGAUUGGAUUAUCCCGUAAUGGAGCAGAUGGGCCCUGGCUAUGGGAGGACAGCACAGCUCUCUCCAUUGAUGUCUCUUUAGUACAGAAAAAUUACCAUGAAGAAUGUGCAGCUUUCUCUCUUUCUGAAAUACGCUCCAGUGUUUGUACAACCACCCGUAGGUGUGCCUGUGAGAAGGAGGUAAUUGAGUUGAAGUCCCUUGCACUGUUACGAGGAAAAACAUAGAAACUCUGAGAUUCAUAUCUGGAAACAUCCCAGACUGAAAGAGAAACUUGGAAAGAAUUGCUGAUUCUUGGCUUUGCUGAGCUGUCUGUUGCUAUUUUUAUACAGUACUGCAGUUAUCAAAUUCUUCGCUGUAUAACUAUAUAUAAUGUCAAAUGUUUGUAACAGUCUUUUCCUCACUUAUAAUUGCAAAAAUGGAGGUACUGAAUUUUCUAGCUUUUUCACAUGUCUGCUGUCAACCACAUUUGGGCAAUUUUUGUCAUUGAGUACAUGUGUGUUUGGAUGUAUGGAGGUUCGCUGGAAGGGACAUGGAAAGGGGUAGGAGCUUCACAUCUCUGCCAGCCAAUUAGAUAAUUUGUUUACUCCUAUUACUCUCUGUCUUCCCGUUAGUCAAUGUCAGAUAUUAUUGCGUUGCAGUUCUGAGACCCAACUGUGUGUUGCUAAUUUGAGAAAGGCUGCACAAGGUGACUGUGAGCUCAGUGUUGACCAGUUUAUUUUUUCCUGUAAAAUUUUCUAAGCUCUGUAUGGGCAGAGAUUGUGUUUUGAAAAUACAAGCUAUGCAGACCACCUGAGUCUAGCGUAAGAUCACUGGUUGAUGUCUGCAUCUACUCUGGAAAAGGGAAAUUAGGUAUAAAUAGGGAAACUUUGUUAAAAGUAUGUGUUUCAAGUUCUGACCAUUCUAGCUGGUGGCAGCCCUUCUCAAAUUAGCAACUUGAGUAUGAGAAAUUCCUGUGUGAUUUCAGCCAGAACACUGUUAAGUGAAUAUUUAUUUCCCUGUUCAAAACCUAUGUAUAUGUUUGGUUAUGAUUCACUCAAAGAUUGGGGAUUGUUUUUUCUUGUACCCAAGCCACUUCAUUGCACUCCAGGUUCCAGAGAGGUAAAGUGACUUGGCUGUAGUGAGCAGAUCCAGAGUUGAGCCAGGAAGUGCACUCAGGUCUCCAUUUGGUUACAUUUGCCUCCCUAGUAAGGCAAGUCGGGAAUGAACACAGAGACCAUGGGCUAGACUCUGAUCUUGUUUAUAUCACUAUGAAUAGGGAGUGAAUGUAUUAACUUCAAUGAAGUUACACUGGGUUUACACCAGUUUAUACCAGUGUAAAAUACAGAAGAAUCUCGCCCCAUGUUUUAAGAAGUGCAGAGACACUAGCUGAUCAAUAGUUUCUUAAACAACCUUGUUUAAUAAAUUCAAUAUUUAACUGACCUCAAACAAGUUAAAUUUAACACCUUAGGCCUUGCGUAAAGCUACAAAGAGAGAAGUUCCUGUGAGUGCGGGUGCAGCGCACUUCAAACUACCAGAGUGAGAAUUUCCAGUGCGGUUUCAGAUGGAGCAUUGCACAGUGAAUAAUUCUUCCCCUCUCAGCUCCUGUUGUCCAUCUCCUUACAAGGCAGUGACAGGGUGACACUGGACUCUCUCUCUCUCCAUCCCCAAGGGAUUUUCAAGAAGGACAAAAACAUUUCUGACACUUAAAGGUCUAGUUCCUGCCCUCCAGUCUCCUAUCAAAAAGCUACAAAUGUAUGAGUUCCAUAUUUUUCUGGGGCUUUAAUUGGUAGGGUACAUAGUUGUUACAAAAGGUAUAGGUGAUUGCUUUUGUAUAAUUCAAAAAAUGAGUGAAUAUCCUGGUGUUAGUGAGAAAUUUAACAGUUUCUCAAGAAAUCUUACUUGGGUAAUUAAUUCAAAUAGUCUUGGAUAAAAACAUUAUCACUGAACAAAAAAAUGGUUGAAGUACUGUGAACCAAGGGUAAUGAUAAAUAGGAAAGGGCAGAGUUUAGUGUUAGGAUCUUUGUUAUUUAGUAUCUUCAUAAAUAGGCUGGAAACUGCAGUGACUAGACUGUUAAUAUAUUGUAAGUUUACAUCAUUCAAUUCUCAGAUGAUGCUAAUUCAAGGGAUGGCAAACUUUUUGGCCCAAGGGCCACAGCUGGG